This is a messenger RNA of Trypanosoma brucei brucei TREU927, 1017 nucleotides long. RefSeq lists its product as hypothetical. The coding region runs from base 1 to 1017 and encodes 338 amino acids. NCBI's taxonomy places the organism in Eukaryota, Euglenozoa, Kinetoplastea, Trypanosomatida, Trypanosomatidae. The transcript has a single exon. The record is from RefSeq and is a predicted model, not a curated record.
AUGAACCCCGAAGCGCCGCCGUUCUUCCCAACUUUUGCACUGGCGCAUUCACAUAGGCGGGUCUACAGCCGCGCGGAGCUGAAGCGCAUUGAACUCUCCGUGGUUGAAAGCAUCCGACGCGCCCCUCGGACGGGUGUGCCGUCGGCAUCGGCCCUCCCGGUGGAUUUCGCCGCCCUCUUCGCACGCCUUCCGCACGCCCACGAGGUACUCGAUGUUGAGCAUGUGGCGAAACUAGUGGAGGAUGGCCGGGAGCCCGUUGAUGGAACGCGUGCUUUAAUUGAAGGGAACCGGCAACCCCUCUGCCCCGAGUGUGCCAACGGGCCCGAAGCAUGUGAAGAGGUUCGUGGUAUCGUCGCCGGGGCUGUGCGUCGGGCAGCUUCGAACCGCCUCAGCGCAGUGCUUCUGCAGUCUGGAAACGUCGUGUGGGGGCUAAUCCAACUUACUCUUGUGUUUGAGGCCAAGCAGAGCUCACUGCGGCUGCGAGUAUUAGCCGAGCGUCACCCCAACAUUGUGUCCCUCAUUCGCGAAUACCUGUGCGGAGAGGGUUACCACCUCCCACUGCCUAAGAUUACGGAACAUAAGCAGUGGCAGGAGCUAAACAGCAUACUUAAGUUUGACUGGAUUCGAGAUAAUCGCACACGCGUUUUCACAGAGAUAUCCAGGCGGUGGAAACAACGGCACACACAGUUUGAGCAGUUUGUGCACUUCUUUGGGUAUCGUGAUGCUAAGCCACAGCACCAGGUGAAGAACAUGCUCACCAACUGCGCAAAGCCCGUAUUUAUCUCAAUACUAUCAGGGGACAUAGUUGCAGUGGUGCUUCUAGCCCGAUUGGAAUUUUUUGUUCCUCCGGACUAUUACUGGGACAUCUUCCCGUACUUUGCCGAGACACUUCUAAAGAAGGGUAGUGAUGGUAAAACGUACGCGGUGAUGCGACACCUUUGCCAACACUUCCACGAGAGACAGCAGUCACUCAGAAAAGAUGUUUAUAACCCGAUUGAACCGCCACGUAGGAGGUGA